AUGUUACAACAAGUUAAUGUCUGUACCAAUUUUGAAAAAUAUGUGUGUGGAAAUUUCCCGUGGCGCUACUCCAGUGCGCCAUUCGUCAAUAGCUUGGAAAUGCUGGACUACAAUAUAAAUACAAAGCUCGUCCAACUGAUGGAGGAACUGGAGCAGAGCUCUCCCAACGAGACGAGUGUGGAGGCAAAGGCCCUGCAGUUCUAUCGCACCUGCCGCCAAGCCCCUCCAGAAACGCGCAAGCUGGGUCACUACUUGGGGAUGGCUCCUCCAGCGGAGGGGCUCACCUGGCCCCCGUUGACCCCUCCUGGGAAUGCCUGGCCAAAGGAUCAGUUUAAGUGGAUGGAAACCGUGGCAGAAAUGGUCCGGUAUGGCCUCAACAAUGUUUUGAUCAACGUGGAAGUUAGUCAAAAUUGGCAGAACACUACCGAGACUCUAUUACAACUAGGUAGUCCCAAGCCGAACGAGCUUAUCAAUACUAAGGAUGCACGCAGAGCUCUUCGUGACAUGGGAGUGUCAUCAGAUAAGAUUACGACUCUCUUGCGAAGGAUGAGAAAGCUGGAAAGUGAUAUUGAAAGCCUAAUCAAAUGGCACAACAAAGGCCAAAUAGAAAUAGUGACUGUUCAUCAAAUGGAAAAGAGAACUGGCUACGAAUGGCAAAAGUUCGUCGAGCAAAUAGUUGGUCAUGCCAUUCAACCCAACUUUCGGGUUCGUGUCAAGAACUGGCCCUACUUGGUGGACAUUAAGGAGCUAAUAGACACCGCCGACGCCGAACUAGUGGCCAACUAUAUAAUGACCCGAUUUUUCCUCUUCCUACAGCAGGGCAUCACAGGGGGCCAGGACGCCAUCGAUUGCGUUAGAGAUCUUCGCCUCUACAUGGAUGUGGCCUCCAACCUGCUGUACAAGGAGCGAUUCCUGAAUACCACAGAGCUCCAAUUGUACACACAGGAAGUUGAAGACCUCUUCGAAGAAAUUCGCCAGCAGUUGCUCCUCAAAAUCGAGCACAAUCGCUAUGAACUGACCAGUGAGCAGAAGGAGUAUGUCUCCAGGAAAGUGCAGGAUGUGGUCCUCAACAUCGGCAACAUGCCCAAGGGACGGGAUCAUCGGAGCUUCGCCAACGAGCACUAUGAGGGUGUGGAGUUUCCUUCGACGGACCUGGACUUUGGUCGGGAGUACCUCAAGAUGAAAAAGUUUCUCACCCAGAAGGUGUGGUCGCAACUGCAUGGAUCGCCUCUAAGUCCCGAAGAAACCUUAUACUUGUACUGGAUGAAGAGCAUCCCGACUUCCCUAUUGCGUUAUUACCCUCUCCAGAACACAAUCUUCGUGGGCUAUGGCGUUUUGCAAGAACCUUACUUUGUUCUGGGUAGCCACGAAGUAUUCAAGUUCAGCAAGAUGGGAUUCGGUCUCGGCCAUGAGCUGAUGCAUGCCAUCGACAAUCAGUUAUUUAUCUUUGACAGCCGCGGAAACGUUAACGAAAUUGGCAUCGAAAUCGCGACGUCACCGCGUUUUCGGAAUAGCAUGAACUGCUUGGCCAAAAGUGGGUCAACCAAGUUGAGCGAACUCAGUGCGGAUAUUGGCGGUUUUGAUCUGGCCUACUCCGCGUACCUUUCCAAAACUAGGAACUCCACAGACUUCACUUAUUUUACACCUCAACAGAUCUUCCUAAUAAAUAUGGCGCAGGGUUUUUGCUCAGAUGGCUAUCCCCGUCCUGACGAACAACACGACGACGACAUAAGACGCAUAAAUCAAAUGUGGAAUCUUGGUAACCCACCGCCUUAUUUGGCUUUUGGAUGUCCCCAGGAAACCCAACCGUGUCAACUGUGGUAA
Molecule: messenger RNA, 1824 nt
Organism: Drosophila rhopaloa
Lineage: Eukaryota; Metazoa; Arthropoda; Insecta; Diptera; Drosophilidae
Product: membrane metallo-endopeptidase-like 1
Exons: 1
Coding region: 1-1824 (607 amino acids)
Biological process (GO): protein processing
Cellular component (GO): plasma membrane
Molecular function (GO): metalloendopeptidase activity
Source: RefSeq, a predicted model, not a curated record